AUGUCUCUCUCCAAAGCUCCAUUAGACCAAGAAGAUCAAGAUGCCAUCAUCUUAGAUGCUCGUCAUGGGGAAAUCGGUUCUUUAAGGGAAAUAUUCACUACACUUAUCGACCCAUCAUUACUCCCCACAUGUCGUGAUGAAGAUACUGGGACCACCGCACUACAUAUGGCUGCAGGUAACGGACAUAUUAUGGUGGUUCAAUACUUAUUAUCUUUGCUUCCAGACGAGGAUGACAGAAAGGAAUAUGUGAAUGCCGUGAAUAAUACAGGAAACACUGCAUUACAUUGGGCGUCCUUAAAUGGGAAGUUGGACGUGGUGAAGUUAUUAUGUGAUGAGUAUGAUGCUGAUCCAUUUAUUAGAAAUCAAUUUGGGCAUGACGCCAUUUUCGAAGCUGAAAACAAUGGGAGAGAAGAAGUGGAAACUUAUUUCUUGAAGAAAUACGAUGUUGAACCAGAGAAUGAAGAAGAAGAUAACGGAAAAACUGAGACUGCAGACGUUGAAGUUACAGAAGGUCAUGAAAUUGAAGAGGUCACUAAGGAAGCCACUGAGGCCUUGAAGGAAGAAACUGAAAAGUUAAACCUCAACUCUUCCAACUAA
Molecule: messenger RNA, 597 nt
Organism: Naumovozyma castellii
Lineage: Eukaryota; Fungi; Ascomycota; Saccharomycetes; Saccharomycetales; Saccharomycetaceae
Gene: YAR1
Product: Yar1p
Exons: 1
Coding region: 1-597 (198 amino acids)
Source: RefSeq, a predicted model, not a curated record